Messenger RNA from Coregonus clupeaformis (lake whitefish), 612 nucleotides. It is a transcript of the gene nipsnap1, whose product is annotated as nipsnap homolog 1 (C. elegans). Lineage: Eukaryota; Metazoa; Chordata; Actinopteri; Salmoniformes; Salmonidae. Gene Ontology annotation, cellular component: mitochondrion. The record is from RefSeq and is a predicted model, not a curated record.
AUGAUUCACAAUAUCAAGACUGAGUGUCUGCAGACAUAUAACAAUCUCAGGGCUGAGGUGCAGAGCAAGCUCCACUUAGACCAGGACUGUGGGGUGGUGGGGAGCUGGAAUACCUUGUACGGAGACCAAAACCAAGCUGUGCAGCUAUGGCGGUAUACAGGAGGCUACCAUGCAUUUAUCUUGACCAAAUUGAACAAUAAUCGAGAGUAUCUGGAGUUCCAGAAGGAGAGGAGUAAAAUGCUGGUCUCCCAGCUUCUCCUAGAGUUCAGUUUCUGGAACUAGCCAUCACCCAGACCGGGACCGAACAUAUAAAAGAUACAGUAAUUCAAACUCAAGGUAAGUCCUGGCAUGGAGGAAAUAUACAAAAUGCGCUCAUACAAACUCAAGCCUGGAACAAUGAUCGAAUGGGGGAAUUAUUGGGCGCGGGCGAUCAAAUACAGACAGGAGAAUGACGAGGCAGUUGGAGGGUUCUUCUCACAGGUAGGAAACCUGUAUGAAGUUCAUCAUCUGUGGGCUUAUAAAGACCUCCAGUCCAGAGACGAGACCAGAAACUCUGCCUUGCUGAAGGAGGGAUGGGAUUCUAGUAUGUAUUACAAAGUAGAUAGAACAUAA